Molecule: messenger RNA, 1014 nt
Organism: Topomyia yanbarensis
Lineage: Eukaryota; Metazoa; Arthropoda; Insecta; Diptera; Culicidae
Exons: 2
Coding region: 82-975 (297 amino acids)
Biological process (GO): mitochondrial ribosome assembly; regulation of DNA-templated transcription
Cellular component (GO): mitochondrion
Molecular function (GO): double-stranded DNA binding
Source: RefSeq, a predicted model, not a curated record
AAUGAACAUUUUGUUUUGAUUGAUCAAUCAUAUGUGAACCGGACCGAGUCAAAUCAGCAGAAACAUUAAAACACCGUGAACAUGUUCGGAAUCAUACGGCGGUUCAAUGGUACUCGUACUUUUUGCACGCAACCGCUUCCACAACUGAUCGAUUCCCUCGCAUCGACUAUCGGCGGUCUAGACAAACCAACGUUAGAAAAGUUGUUCGCAUCCUCCCCGCAACUGACCCGCUAUGGUCCUACGCAGUGGCAGCAAACGCACCAGCUAAUGGAACAGGAGGGCAUUGAACCGGCUCAUUUCCUGUCGAUCGUAGCCGGAAAUCCAGAUGUACUGGCACGGCCAACCGGUCGGCUUACUGCCAGUAUGAACUGCUGGCGCUCCUGCCAGUUUGGCGAUAGACAGAUGCAAGCACUACUCGCGGCACAUCCUCAACUGUUAGAUUUAACCGAUCACAACCAGCUGGCCCAACGGAUGGCCUUUCUGUAUUCGCACUUUGAAACCCGCAAAAAUGUGUGGCGUUUGUUCAUGAACUGUCCCAACCUGGUGGUGGACAGUUCGGCAUCGAUACAGGCCAAAAUCGAUUACAUUCUGGUGCGGAUGCGGAUCGAAGUAUUAGAGGUGGUAAAAUCGUGUGCUUUCGCUUCCGAUUUAGAUAAUAUCCGGUGCCGACAUGUGUUCCUCGAAAGGCUAGGGUUGUUCAAACCAAGAAACUUGAAGGCGGAUCCCGGUGAACUCAGCAACAAUCCUAAACUGCAUCAGAUAACGGACACUUCGGAUAAACGGUUUGCCGUCAAAGUGGCCUUUGUCACAUUGGAAGAGUUCGAAACGUUUCAGGAAUUAUUUGAAAAAGAACAAUGCCGUACAAAGGAUGACGACGAUGAAUUUUAUCAGUAUGAAGAGUUUGACGGCGACGACAGUAGCGAAACGAGAAGGCUCAAAUACCGAAAGAAUUCACGGAAGAAGAACGCUAUGUAAUUACAUGCGACAAAACAGUAAAAGCAUUUCGAUUGUUAA